CCUGCUCUCUCUCGGCGGACUGUCCUCGUUUGUUUUUGUUGUGUGAGAGGAAGGGAAGCAUCAAGCCUACAGAUUAAACAUUUGUGGGGUAUUUAUAAAUAAUUUCCUCACUUAAUUAUAUGAUAUUGCUUUAGAUCAGGUAUCUAUAACCGUAUUAUUUAAUUGGCGUGAUCCAUCGUUUCGUGCAGAGACUCACUCAGAUCUAUGAGAGGGAAGUGAAUGUCAAGCUAGUCGACCAGUUAGCUUCCAAUUACAUGCGAGUUAACUCACAACACCUUGCCAGCUACAGCCUAACGUUACAUCAAUAGAUUACGGGACAGGUCACUUCUCUGGGCAACUGUUUUACGUUAUCCAUUUUCUACAAAAUCGUGGGGGGAUUAUUUGAUCUAAAUCAUGAGUGAAGAGGAGAGUUCCACCUCAACGGGUAACAACAAGGACUCGAGCAUUUCGCUCCUACUAACCAAGGACGGACAGACGUACUACGUUGACAAAAGCGGUGUUGUCGACUGCAGAAAUGUAGUCACGCCGCAAGAAUCGGACAAUAACAUGUUCUCGUACGACAUGGAUGAUGCCGACGAGGAGAGCGAUGUUUUAGACACCUCGGACCCGCGUGACAGCGCUGCGAGUCCCGAAGAGCUCAACGAGGAAGACGGAUUCGGGGAGAACGAGAACGUGUCGAAAACGUGCACGUACGACGGUUGUACGGAGACCACGACCCAGGUAGCCAAGCAGCGGAAACCCUGGAUGUGUAAGAAGCACCGUAACAAGAUGUACAAAGACAAGUACAAGAAGAAGAAAAGUGACCAGGCUAUGUCCAGCGGGAAACAAGAUGAGAGCUUGGAGGAGAGGCCUGUGUCUGUAAACAAGCAGCGUCUUGGCACCGUGGGGGACCGGCCGGCCAGACCCUCCCUCAUCGAACAGGUGCUCAACCAGAAGAGACUGUCUCUGCUGAGGAGUCCUGAGGUCAUCAGGUUUCUACAGCAGCAGCAGCGUCUCCUGACCACCCAAAGUCACAGCCAAUCACAGCCUGACUUCCAGGGCUGCUAACGGGACAACAGGGGAGGGGCCAGCCACUCUCUGUGUGUCCACCUCCAGACACGGGUUCUAGAAUGUAGAAUGUUCUGGAAUUAUGCUAAGUCAUUCUGGAACUAUUCCAUCUAUCACGGUGGCAGGAGGACACAGUUGUUAGUAACUAUCUAACUCAUAGGGGUUGACCAACCCCUAACCUUAACACAACCCUGACAUUACCCUAACUAUCUAACUCAUAGGGGUUAACCAACCCCUAACCUUAACACAACCCUGACAUUACCCUAACUAUCUAACUCAUAGGGGUUAACCAACCCCUAACCUUAACACAACCCUGACAUUACCCUAACUAUCUAACUCAUAGGGGUUAACUAACCCCUAACCUUAACACAACCCUGACAUUACCCUAACUAUCUAACUCAUAGGGGUUAACCAACCCCUAACCUUAACACAACCCUGACAUUACCCUAACUAUCUAACUCAUAGGGGUUAACCAACCCCUAACCUUAACACAACCCUGACAUUA
Molecule: messenger RNA, 1552 nt
Organism: Oncorhynchus nerka (sockeye salmon)
Lineage: Eukaryota; Metazoa; Chordata; Actinopteri; Salmoniformes; Salmonidae
Gene: rfxap
Product: regulatory factor X-associated protein
Exons: 3
Coding region: 394-1047 (217 amino acids)
Biological process (GO): regulation of transcription by RNA polymerase II
Cellular component (GO): nucleus
Source: RefSeq, a predicted model, not a curated record